Molecule: messenger RNA, 1116 nt
Organism: Leptinotarsa decemlineata (Colorado potato beetle)
Lineage: Eukaryota; Metazoa; Arthropoda; Insecta; Coleoptera; Chrysomelidae
Product: 2-oxo-4-hydroxy-4-carboxy-5-ureidoimidazoline decarboxylase
Biological process (GO): urate catabolic process
Cellular component (GO): peroxisome
Molecular function (GO): 2-oxo-4-hydroxy-4-carboxy-5-ureidoimidazoline decarboxylase activity
Source: RefSeq, a predicted model, not a curated record
CGGCUUAGAAUUUGGUGAAAUAAUUGUAUUUUUUCCACAUUACUGUAUUAUUAUUUAUACGGCAAUUCAAGAGAUUAGGUGCAUUGAUAUCAAUCCGUGAUGAUGCUAACUGGGUUGACAAAAUUUGGGUAAUGCUUUAGUUUUGUUUAUGAGAAAAGUACACAGUGAAAUAUUUUUUCAAUAUUAGAAACUGCAUAUCACUAUCAAUGAAUUAGGUUUCUCGUGGUUCUAUUAUUUCACGAACUUCCAAACAUAACAUUAAUUUAAUUCAAUAAUCUGUGUACAAACGAAUAUGAAUUCGAUAAUUUAAGGAAACAUCUCGAUUUUAUCAGUGUUAUUCUUUUGAAACAAACAAGUUAUUUCAGUCUAGUUCCAGCUCGUGUUAUAAUGUUUGUGACACAUCAAUUGUCCAUUGAAGAGGUUAACAAUUUGCUUAGUGAGAGUUUUGUUAGAAUUUUUGGAAACAUUGUGGAACACUAUCCAGCCGCUGCAAUUAGUAUUUUGAAAUGCAGGCCUUUUAGUGAUGCCAAUUCCUUGGUACAAGCAAUAUAUGACGUUUUGGAUACUUUGAGGGUCAAUGAAAAAGAAAGUAUCCUUCAGCAAUAUCCCGACAUAUUCGAUAGUUUGUUUGCUUGUUACCGACCAGUGAUAUUAGAAAAAGAAGCUGAAGAAAUAUUCAGUGGAACGAGUCAACUCAGCGCCGAAGAUAAGAGGAAACUAAUGGAAUUGAAUGCACGAUACAAAGAAAAGUAUGGAUUUCCAUUCAUCAUUGGAACUAAAAAAAACAAUGUGUACAAUGUUUUUUCAGAAAUUAUGUUGAGACUUCAGAAUAGUAGAGAAGAUGAAAUUCACAGGGCAAUAAGAGAGGUUAAGAAUAUUGUGUAUUUGAGAGUGCAUGACAUUAUUUGUUGAAUUAUAAAAUUUUUCAUUUCCUACGUUAGGUGACUGAACCCUCUUUGCACUGAUGAGUAUUUUAUAUUAUAAUUGUAACAAUUUUUUAUACUGUAUUUAAAUAUUGUUAUCAUUUUUUAAUUUUUGUAUGACUGAAGAUAUGUAAGUAUUGUUUGGAAGAAACCGCUAAGAAUACAUAAUUCAAUUAGAUAUGUUUUCUAUACA